UUUUUAUUUUGAAAACAUUCCCUGCGUCAUUUCCGGCUGCUGCAGAAUUCUCACAACAUACCCGUUUGGGAACUAGCGCUACAUCAACUGUCGGGACGUUUACCGGGACAGAGAAGAGACGAACAUGUCAGACACGGAGACAAAACCUUCCAGUCAAGAUGGGGGCGACAAGAAGGAUGGAGAGUACAUCAAACUAAAAGUCAUCGGCCAGGACAGCAGCGAAAUCCACUUCAAGGUCAAAAUGACGACACAUCUAAAGAAGCUGAAAGAGUCCUACAGCCAGAGACAGGGCGUCCCAGCCAGCACGUUACGGUUUCUGUUCGAGGGCCAGAGAAUCGCAGACAACCAGACUCCCAAAGAGCUGGGGAUGGAAGACGAAGACGUCAUCGAGGUUUAUCAAGAACAGACUGGCGGACUUUGGACCGAUUAAAUUUCCACUUUUCUUCUUUUUGCUGAUUUUCUAUUUUAUUUUGUAUGGAUGUAAUUUUGGUUCCGUUUCAAACCAUCUGGAUCCGAUCGGGCUUCCAGCGCUGGACGUUAGAUUUGUCUGCUGAUGGUUUCAGGUUCUGGUUUUAAUCCAUGUUUAAUUGCUUAACAACAUUUCAUUGUUAAACGAUGAAAAUGUUUUUCUGGCCCUGAAGCAGUCGAACGUUUCUGCUUCUGAAAGGUUUAAAGCCUUUCAGAAACGACCGAGAAAUAUUCAAACUGAAUCGAAUUAGAUGAAAACCACCAAAUUUAGAUUUUAUCCUUUUUUUCUGAUUUGGAUUUUAUUGAAGUAAGAAUCAGCUGAUCUGUUUUCGGGGAGGACAGAAGCUGAAGCGGGUGCAGUUCGCUAAGUGGCCACUAGGGAGAGCUGGUGGUUUUCAAGCGAUCAGCAGCAACUCGGCCCGUCUCUGACAGAGAGGUCUCACUCUGACCGGUUUCUGCGGGUCGAGCUUUCAGUGAAAUUACUGAUUUAAACUCGGAUCAUGUUUUCAUCUUUAGCGUUAGCGCGCCGGAAUGCUACAUGUCUUCAGUUCCAGCUUCUGGAAUCAGAUUUUCUAUUUAAGCUUGUCGUUUUAAACUCUGAUGAUGGAAAUGCUUCCUCUGAAUGAGGAUGAAGAGGCUGGCUGUGUAAUCUGGGAGACCCUCUCUCUCCACUGCCACUCGCUUCUCCCAGGUGGGGUUGGAAACGGUUCCGCCCCCCUCCAGGCUCGUCCUCAUCAUCCUCAUCAUCAACCACGAUGCAGAUGGUUUGAAAUUCUGGAAAUGAACUGUUUCUCUUUUUUUCAAUAAAAUAUUUAAGAAAAAACAA
Molecule: messenger RNA, 1294 nt
Organism: Xiphophorus hellerii (green swordtail)
Lineage: Eukaryota; Metazoa; Chordata; Actinopteri; Cyprinodontiformes; Poeciliidae
Gene: sumo1
Product: small ubiquitin like modifier 1
Exons: 5
Coding region: 125-430 (101 amino acids)
Molecular function (GO): protein binding
Source: RefSeq, a predicted model, not a curated record